ACCGAGACGCAGCCAGAGUUGCGGCAGGCGCUGUCUUCGAAAGGAGCGGAUCUAAGGCGCCUCGCCAGCCAGCCAGCCCGCCAGCAGCCAGCCAGCCCGCGGAGUAGCAACCAGGGCGAAGAUCUGAGGUCGGGACCCUCCACCGCCCCAUGGGCGCGCCUCGGAGUUCGUGCGCUUUCGCUAGCCUCCUCUGUUGCCUGCUCUCCGUUGUGCUCGCCCAGAGGGUGCAGGUCGCCAAUGAGGUCACAGGCUACCUGGGGAAGGCUGUCACUCUGCCAUGCACCUUUGCGACGAAUUACCCCGAAAUCAAGGUCAGCCAGGUCACCUGGGUGAAGGAGACGGGAGGCAGGAAACAGAACGUGGCCGUGUACCACCCGGACCAUGGGCCUAGCUAUCCGAUGGAGAGGGGCAGUACCCGGAUCCGCUUCCGCAGUGCGUCCCUGGAGGAUGCCACGCUGAUCAUCAGCCCCCUGCUCAUGACGGACGAGGGCACCUACACUUGCGAGUUCGCUACCUACCCUUUGGGCAACGAGGACGGCAUCACCAACCUGAUAAUAGUGGCCAAGCCCACAAACACCGCUAAAGCUCUGGAGGUGAAAGCUAGCAAAGUGGAGGUCCCUGUGGCCAACUGCACCUCUGCCAAUGGGAAGCCGCCAGCCCGCAUCACGUGGCAGUCGGGGCUGAACGGCAACUCCACUGUCUCGCAAGUGCUACAUGCGGACGGCACGGUCACGGUCACCAGCUCCUACAACAUGGUGCCCAGCAAGGAGGCCAACGGGCAGCGCAUCACCUGUGAGAUUGCGCAGAAGACUCUCGCACAACCAGAGUCCAUCCCAGUUACGCUCUCCAUAUUGUAUCCCCCAGAAGUUACCAUAGACGGCUACGAUGACAACUGGUAUUUGAGCCGCAACGAGGCCAACCUCAUCUGCAGCGCUAAAGGGAACCCCAUGCCCACUGAGUUCGUCUGGAGCACGACCAGCGGGCCCCUGCCCAAGUCUGUAAGUGUUGUGGGAGAGCGACUAAUAGUGCGUAAUGUGGACGCAUCUGUGAACACUACUUUUAUCUGCCAGGCCACCAAUCGGGUGGGACAGGUCUCGUCGGAACAGAUCGUCUUUGUCCGAGAUAAGCCCAGCAUGGAUGGAGCGGGCACCACCGGCGGCAUCAUCGGAGGCCUCAUCGCAGCCAUCGUGGCCUUGGCUGUGCUGGCUACCGGCAUCUUGAUCUGCCGGCAGCAACAGAAGAACCGAACGGAUCGCGAGGAGGACGAACUGGAAGGGCCACCGGCUUACAAGCCACCCCCACCCUGCCAGCUCUCCGAGGAGACCGAACCGGUUCCUAAACUCACUGAGGCUGAGAGUAUCCCACUCAAAACUCCCUAUUUUGAACCCAGCAUUACAGACGAUCUCUUUGGAGGGGUCAUUGCCACCACAAUGGAGGAGGCCCCACGAUACCACGAGCUGCCGACAUUGGAGGAGCGAGAGGCAGCAGGCGAAGCUGGAGCCGGCCUGGAGGAUGAGUAUUUGGACCAGAUCAACCCCAUUUACGAUGCGCUCUCCUUUACGGCCAACGAGGAUGAGACAGCCCUGACUCCCAUGGCAACCGACAAGGCCUUUGUCAUGUCCAGGGCCAUGUAUGUCUGAGCCUGUAGGUUGAACCUCCAGCUGCGGUCCAGAGAGAAGGACGCUGCUCAUGGGCGUAUUUUGCGUCUGUCCUGGAUUGAUGCUGCUUCUUUGCCACUACAUCCCGGUUAGCUGCCAGGCUCUGUUGUUUUGGAAUCCUGAUUUUCACGUGUGCCUUAGAUGGGCGGGAGCACCCCUUGCUCAAAACAGGCCUUGUAAAUUCCUCCAUCAUGCAGGAAGAAGUGACUACCCCUCCCAAGCCUACAGUAUGCCAAAUGUGAAUAGUGCCUUCUUGGAUUUUUCAUUCUGGAUCUUUUGAAGUGGGCCUGCCGCCGGCAGUGGCCUCAGUUCCCAACCUCCCCCAAACUUCAGUAGGUCCUCUUGCCAACUUCUCCUGUCCUGACUCUGAGCCCAUAUAUAUCUGAACAUCUGAGGUACGAGGCUGAACGCUACUUAGUCCGUUUACAAUGAGGUGAGAAUCCUCAAGAAAAACCAAGAACACUCCCAAAGUGUGGAUGCAGGAUGCAGGUCUAACUUGCAGCUUAGCUCCCAUACUAUGCUGAUCAGGUUUCUCCUAAAGCCAGUUUGAGGGGGAAGAAGUGGAUUUCUCCGUCCUCCUUCUGCUCCUACAUUAACUUCUCAUAGCUGGAGGUUGUUGGGUUAUCUAGACAGGAAGCUCAAACUACACAGUGAAACUCUUCCUGGACCUUGCCACUUGAGUUUGCAAGUGGGAGAUUGCACGAUUCAUUUCCUGCCCCUCCCCUGCCCCCAAAAAUCCCAGACACAGAAAAUUAGCAGAUCAAGGCGAAGGUUAUGCUAGAGGCCUUCUCUCCAACAGCUGGAGAGAAUCUUUCAGGUGGGGCAAGAUUCAAUGAUGCAGCACCUUCCUCCACCUGAAGUCUUCUGAAGUGGCACAAUCCAGGAACAAUUUUACAGCCCCAGAUGAACUGUUUGUCUGAGACCAGACCCCACAAUUCAGCAGGAAGGCUGUAUGGCAAGAGCUUGCAUUAGAUGAUCUGCUGAGAGCCUCCCCUGUUUCAGAAAGAAGACAUUUUCCUUGGGGCAGGGAGGUUGGCGUAAUGAACAACCUACCGACAUGAUUUCCCCAUAGUUCUGUUCCAGGCUCCGGUCACUACUUGAAUUUUGAAGCUGUACCCCAAGAGUUUGGAUGCCGCCCAAUUGAGUUUGGGUCUCUGGGCUCCUGAAAAUGUGAAAAGUUUUUGGGUUGUUGUUUUUAGCUUUUUAAAAAUAUGUUAUAAAAUACGUUGACUGAACCAUUCUAAGGUAUGGUCUUCGUACACUCUUCCACUGCUGCUGUUUUCUGUGGAUGCAGGUACAAAUUGGCACUGUGGGAUUUUGAACACAAUAAUGAUUAUUUUAUACUAGCUGCACCAAUCCUACUAACUCCCUGAAUCUCAGGGUCUGGGGGAGGGAAUGAUCUAUGCGCUCAAUCACGCAAUGCCUUUUCUCCACUGCCCGUUUAUGUGCCUUUGCUUGACACUACUGAGUGGUUGAAUUUCAACGGGGACAGAAAUGGAUUUUUUUU
Elgaria multicarinata webbii is the source of this 3165-nucleotide messenger RNA. RefSeq names its product nectin cell adhesion molecule 2 (gene NECTIN2). The record is from RefSeq and is a predicted model, not a curated record. Bases 150 to 1640 code for a protein of 496 amino acids. The transcript is spliced from 9 exons. Lineage: Eukaryota; Metazoa; Chordata; Lepidosauria; Squamata; Anguidae.